ACGGCGUCGUUGAGAGUUAUAGGAUUUUGGCCGCAGACGGUGGUUUUAGCACUGUGAUUGCUAGGGUUUAGGCUGGAAAAGACGACGGAGUAAGAUGAAGCCGGUAGUAGGAACAGCAGUGUCGAACAAGGCUUACAAUCGAUAUGUCAAACGGACCUCCAAAUUCAUGGCUCAUGAUGAGGAGGAUGAAUGCAGCAUCGGUGACCGUAGCUCCAGUGGUCGGAAAAUUGAUCGGCGUCGGGAAACAAGUAGAGUCAUAAUCACAAUCGAGAGCUGUGGAGGUGCGGUUUUGAUUUUAGAAAUCUUCAUGCAAAAUAAAUAAGUCGGAUUGAAGCUUUGCUGUGGUAGCGUCUUUAUCAGAAAAAAAUAUUGAGGCUCCAAAAUUUGUUGGACUUGUAGACUUGAAUCAAAACCUGUGGCAAAAUUUUUAUCAUAAGCUUGGCGAGGG
This is a messenger RNA of Solanum stenotomum, 448 nucleotides long. RefSeq lists its product as uncharacterized. The transcript is spliced from 3 exons. Bases 95 to 322 code for a protein of 75 amino acids. The record is from RefSeq and is a predicted model, not a curated record. Gene Ontology annotation, molecular function: structural constituent of ribosome. Lineage: Eukaryota; Viridiplantae; Streptophyta; Magnoliopsida; Solanales; Solanaceae. Gene Ontology annotation, cellular component: ribosome. Gene Ontology annotation, biological process: translation.